This is a messenger RNA of Thelazia callipaeda (thelaziosis nematode), 297 nucleotides long. The record is from the annotation of a GenBank genome assembly. NCBI's taxonomy places the organism in Eukaryota, Metazoa, Nematoda, Chromadorea, Rhabditida, Thelaziidae.
AUGAAAGAUGUGAUGAGUCGGGAUCGGAAAUCAAAAAAAAAGGUGAAUGAACGUGAUCAGUUAUCAACUUCUGCUCAUCGUGAUUUCGAUUCAGCAUUUUCACUUUCUCCUGCAGUUACUGAAGUUUCAAAUGAAUGUUGCAGUAGCCAGCUUGAAGAUAUGUCUCACAAUGAACCUACUAUUAAGCAACUUAAUCAUACUUAUGUAAAUAUAUGGAGUAAUGAGAGUACGCAGUUUGAAGAUGUAACACAAACUGAAAAAACUUUACCUGCAACAAUUAGCAUUACUAAUGUUUGA